Messenger RNA from Lodderomyces jiufengensis, 1851 nucleotides. It is a transcript of the gene CNT, whose product is annotated as Cntp. Gene Ontology annotation, cellular component: membrane. Lineage: Eukaryota; Fungi; Ascomycota; Pichiomycetes; Serinales; Debaryomycetaceae. The transcript has a single exon. Gene Ontology annotation, biological process: nucleoside transmembrane transport. Gene Ontology annotation, molecular function: nucleoside transmembrane transporter activity; symporter activity. The record is from RefSeq and is a predicted model, not a curated record. Bases 1 to 1851 code for a protein of 616 amino acids.
AUGUCAAGUUCUAAACAGAUGAGCGAUAAUAAUUAUCCAAGUCAACAUUCAAUAAUCGAAGUGAACAACUCAAAUAUUUCAUCAGACGAAUCAAAUUCCAUAUCAAAAAAUCAAGUUCAUGAGAAAGAUUUAGAAUUGGGAUCAAAAGAUGAAGAAAAAACAAGUGAAUUCGAUCAAACUCACGUCAAUGAAUUAUCAAAAGAAUCAACUUCAAAUACCCACUUGACUUUUUCUCAAAAAUUAAAAAUUAAAUUUCCAUGGUAUAGAUUAGCAAUUGAUAUCUUUUUAGGUUGUUUUUUCACAUCAUGGUGGUUAUCAAUUAUUAUUCAAGAUAAACACAGACAUCAAUGGUUAAUUCCAACUAUUUUAUGGAUGAUGAUUAUGGUUAGAUUAAUUACAUGGCAUUGCCGUAUCUUACCUUAUUUAUUGUCAAAAGUUAAAAAGGUUUGGGAUUUCUUAUGUGAAAUCGUCUAUAAUAAAGUAUUACCAAAACAUUAUCAAAGAUUAUUAGCUGGUGCCACCAUUACAACAGCGGUAAUUUUGUUGGGAACUUUCGUACCAAGUGAAACUGAAUUUUCAAAAAGAAAGGAUAGAGCUGUUUCCUUUUUUGGUAUCAUAGUGGCAAUAUUUGGUUUAUUUAUAACUUCAAAAUAUCCAAAAAAGAUUCAAUGGCAAACUUGUAUUGGAGGAUUUUUAAUGCAAUUUAUUGUUGCAUUAUUUGUUUUAAGAACCAAAUGUGGUUAUGAUGUUUUCAAUUUCAUCAGUUCCUUAUGUAGAAGUCUUUUAGGAUUUGCAAAAGACGGGGUAGCUUUUUUAACUAAUACUGAAGUAGCACACUUUCCAAUGUUCUUCUUUACUGUAUUACCAGCUGUUGCAUUUUUUGUUGCUUUUGUUCAUAUUUUAUAUUAUUUUGGUGUUGUUCAAUGGGGUAUCAGAAAAUUUGCUUAUUUCUUCUUUUGGUCUUUGAGAGUUUCAGGUGCUGAAGCAAUGACAGCUGCUGCUUCACCUUUUAUUGGAAUAGGGGAAAGUGCAAUUUUGAUUAAAGAUUUAAUGCCUUAUUUAACAAAAGCUGAAUUACAUCAAGUUAUGACAUCUGGGUUUUCAACUAUUUCUGGUGCUGUUUUAGUGGGGUAUAUUGGAUUAGGUUUGAAUCCUCAAGCAUUAGUUAGUUCUUGUGUUAUGUCAAUUCCUGCUUCAUUAGCUAUUUCAAAAUUAAGAUAUCCAGAAACUGAUGUACCUUUAUCAUCUGGUAAAGUAAUGAUACCUAGUGAAGAGAAAGAUGAAUCAAAAAAUGAUGCAGAUAAACCACAAAAUGCAUUACAAGCUUUUUCAAAUGGUGCUACUUUAGGUUUAAGAAUUGCAGGUACUAUGAUGAUUCAAUGUAUGUGUAUUAUUGCACUUGUUGCUUUAUGUAAUGGUAUCUUAACAUGGUUUGGUCAAUAUUGGAAUAUCAAAGAAUUAACCUUAGAAUUAAUUUUUUCAUAUAUCUUGUAUCCAGUAACUUUCUUAUUAGGUACACCAAGAAAUGAAAUUUUACAUGUUUCAAAAUUAUUAGCUUAUAAAUUUAUUCAAAAUGAAUAUGUUGCUUAUAAUUUAUUAAUGACACAAGCUCCAUAUACUGAAUUAUCCGCAAGAGGUCAUUUAAUUGCAACUUAUGCUUGUUGUGGGUUUGCAAAUUUAGGAAGUUUAGGUAUUACUUUAGGUGUUUUAAAUACUUUGACAAAUAAUCUGCGUGCUAAAGAUAUAUCUCAAAGUAUUAUGUCAGCUUUGGUGUGUGCUGGUAUAGCUACAUUAACAUCUGCUGCUAUUUGUGGGAUGGUACUUAAUGAUCUUACCAAUUUUGUAAAGUAG